Messenger RNA from Penicillium vulpinum, 864 nucleotides. Its product is annotated as pirin family protein. The coding region runs from base 1 to 864 and encodes 287 amino acids. The transcript is spliced from 2 exons. NCBI's taxonomy places the organism in Eukaryota, Fungi, Ascomycota, Eurotiomycetes, Eurotiales, Aspergillaceae. The record is from RefSeq and is a predicted model, not a curated record.
AUGUCGAACCCACUUGCCCACGCCAAGAUUGCUCUCCGCCGAUCCAGUGACCGUGGAUACGCUGAACAUGGCGGCUGGCUGAAAUCUUUCCAUACUUUCAGCUUCGCCGGCUAUUACGAUCACCGAUUCCAGAAUUUUGGAAGUCUGCGUGUUCUAAAUGAGGACCGUGUUGCAGCGCGCAAUGGAUUCCCAACGCAUCCGCAUCGCGAUGCGGAAAUCUUCAGCUAUAUCCUAAAUGGUGAGCUCACGCACCGGGAUAGCAUGGUUAAGAAGGGCUCCGAAGGAGAGCAAGGAAAACAAUUUUACCGAAUGAAGCGGGGAGAUGUACAAUUCACCACAGGCGGAACGGGAAUCGCACACUCGGAGCAGAACGAAUCCAACAAGUCGGUUCACUUCCUUCAAAUCUGGGCACUUCCCUGGAAGCAUGGCCUCAAGCCACAGUACCACACUAUGGCAUUUAGCGAGGAAGCAAAGCGCAAAGCAUUUGUUCCUAUCUUAUCCCCGCUUGCUGCGGGACCCGAAGCUACCCCAGCACAGGAAGAUGCUGCCGUGCCCAAAAUUUCCGGUACUAUCCCCAUUCAUGCUGAUUUCGUCAUGGGGGCUGGAAUUAUUGAGCCAGCCUCGACAUUUAAGUGGACUAUUGGCGCCGGAGAAGCUGUCGAGUCCAGGAAGAAGCGAAAUGUAUAUAUUCACUUGCCUAUGACCAAACAGGGCAAGUCCAAGGUUAUGAUCGAUGGUAGGGAGGACGCCGUUCUUGAGGAGGGCGAUGGGGCUUUUAUUACAAUGGUAAAUGCUGGGGAUGCGCUCCGCGUGGAGAGUGUCGGGGAAGUAGAGGCGGAGGUGAUUGUGCUAGAUAGCAACUGA